AUGAUCAACCUAGAUAUUGCAAAUCUGAAUGAUGUGAAUUUAAUAUUAGAACGGUUUGAGGCACACGAUCGAUACCUCGAAGCCAAAAUUGAGUUGUUCGAAGAAAUUGACCAGCCGCCCCACAGUUACAGCGCCGGUGUAGGUGCGAACCUCACGGGGGACGGCAGCACGGGCAAGGAGGUUACCCCCUCGAGUAUACAAGCGCCCACAGCAGCUGCUGGCUCGGUUGGCGCGUCGGCAGACACCACGAACACCACCGACUGUAGCAGCAAACGCGGGGCACACAAAACCUCCAUUAAAAAAAAAAUACCAGAAGUCAUAAACACAAAGGAAAAAAAAAACAUUCUCACAAACAUUGUCAACAUAUUAAAUUAUGUGUUCCCAGAUUACGAAUUCAAAUUUUUAAGUAAGUCCAACUUGAAGCAAAUAAAAAAUAUGAACACGGUCAUAGACAAUAUAAAUUAUAAUUUAUUUUACGUCAUUGAAAAUAUAUAUCGUGGUUUCAACAAAAGGAUAUGGAAAAUUUUAAAAGAGUUGAUUGAUUUUAAACAUUGUGAUGUGUACACUUACUUGAACGACACAGACAAUGAUCCCUAUGUAGACAAAGAAAGCAUUUCAAGUUUUAAUUAUUUUUUUUUCGCUAAAAAAAAUAAAAGAAUUCUCUUCAUUUCGUGUAUUACCAAGCCAAAAUAUAAACACCAAAAUGAUGAAGAUUUUAAUAAUAUCUUUUUAGGCAUUCAAGAUGAACCCUCCAUUAAUAAUCACAAUGCAUAUGACGAGGAAAAUUCUUCAGGGUAG
Messenger RNA from Plasmodium fragile, 798 nucleotides. RefSeq lists its product as uncharacterized. The transcript has a single exon. Gene Ontology annotation, biological process: negative regulation of transcription by RNA polymerase III. Lineage: Eukaryota; Apicomplexa; Aconoidasida; Haemosporida; Plasmodiidae. The record is from RefSeq and is a predicted model, not a curated record. Gene Ontology annotation, cellular component: nucleus. Gene Ontology annotation, molecular function: RNA polymerase III core binding. The coding region runs from base 1 to 798 and encodes 265 amino acids.